AUGAGCCAAAGCGGAUCCGCCGUCGAAACUACGGAUGGCUUAACAGAUGUCACAGAGGAAGAAUAUCUGCAGGAGAAGCGGAGGUUGGAAGACUAUCAAACGGAAUACAUUGCAUCGUCUUACGAGCGAGAACCCCGCAUCCCCUGGGCGGACGUCAGGGGGAGCUUACAAGCGUUUUAUACCGAGCCCCUGGAGACAUCAGAGAAGGCAUGGAAGAACUCUUGUUACCGACCCCAGUCCACGAGCAUCCCAACCGGUCUACCACCGAUCAUGAAUGAUUCGGAGGCUGAACGAGAGAGACUCCAUGCAGCAGUAAACGUUUACGCUUCCAGCGGGUUCACCGACACGACGAAGAGCGAUCUGAUUUCGCUCAUUGAGUAUGGGCACAAAGCUCGAUCAGCAAUGUUCAAUCGAUCAACGGGCCGGAUCGGGACGUCAAUGACGGGAGCAUCAUCGGCCGAAGGGAAAGGUCAGGCGGGCCCAACUGGUCAUUACCUUCACCCUGAGAGGCACGGGAGGCCUGGCCAGGAUGCUGAGACGGGCGUCGAAGCGGAGGAGGAGAAGGGGCAAGAUUCGCAUGGAGAGCAUGACAGCGUGACGCAUAUGUCGGAAUGA
Molecule: messenger RNA, 615 nt
Organism: Kockovaella imperatae
Lineage: Eukaryota; Fungi; Basidiomycota; Tremellomycetes; Tremellales; Cuniculitremaceae
Exons: 1
Coding region: 1-615 (204 amino acids)
Source: RefSeq, a predicted model, not a curated record